CUUCUGCGAUUCUGAGAGAAAUAAACCCUUCUUCAACCCCACUCUCUUAUCGUUUCUGUAAAACACAGCACAGAGCAGAAAUGUUGAUCCAACGUUCUAUACUCGCCCGAGCUCUACACCACCGUCUCCGUUACUUUUCCCAGUCUGCCGCCGCGGUCGCCGUCCCGCCGGAUUCCCCUGCCCCGGAGCCCCCGUCUCUGACAUACCUCGACGGGUUCCCACGACCCGACCCGAAGUACGCCGAGACUAUCCACGCAAUCCCGCGAGCAAUCUCCGGCAAGAACAUCUCCUCCAAGGAGAGAAAAGCCGGCCGAGUUCCCAGCAUAGUCUUCGAGCAAGAGGAUGGCCAGCACGGCGGCAACAAGCGCCUCAUUUCCGUGCAGACCAAUCAGAUCAGGAAGCUCGUUACCCAUUUGGGCCGAACGUAUUUUCUUUCCAGACUGUUUGAUCUUGAGCUCCGACCCAAUUUUGAUUCCGAGGAGAUCGUCGAGAAAGUUAGAGUCUUGCCUAGACAGAUUCAUUUGCAUGCAGGCACUGAUGCUCUACUUAAUGUUACCUUCAUAAGAGCUCCAUCAAGUGCUCUACUAAAGGUUGACAUUCCAGUUGUCUUCAGAGGCGAUGAUGUCUCCCCCGGGUUGAAAAAAGGGUCUUAUCUGAAUAUUAUCAAGAAAACGGUCAAAUUCCUCUGCCCGGCUGAUAUCAUUCCUCCUUACAUUGACGUGGAUCUAAGCGAGCUGGAUGUUGGGCAGAAGAUACUAAUGGGGGAUCUCAAGGUUCAUCCAGCUCUGAAGCUCAUCCAACCGAAAGACCAUCCCGUUUGCAAGAUUAUGGGAGCAAGGGUUUCCGACCAAAGGAAAUCGAAAUAAAUUCCUUCUAAUUUUGUUCGACUAUUGUGAAAAUUUUGGAAAGCCUAGCAUUAGGGAAUCCAGACUAGCCUAAGGUCUGCUUUGGAUGAUGUAGUUUGUUCCCUGGUCACAUUGAUUUGUGCUUUUAUCUCUAAUUUGUUGCUUACACUGAAGAAAGGGUUCUCCCAGAAUAUGCAGUGAUACUCAAUACAUGAAGAAAUAUUCCAUUUUUAUGCAGGCCGUGUUCAUUGAUGUGAAA
Ipomoea triloba (trilobed morning glory) is the source of this 1104-nucleotide messenger RNA. RefSeq names its product 50S ribosomal protein L25-like. Gene Ontology annotation, molecular function: 5S rRNA binding; structural constituent of ribosome. Gene Ontology annotation, cellular component: cytosolic large ribosomal subunit; ribosome. Gene Ontology annotation, biological process: translation. The record is from RefSeq and is a predicted model, not a curated record. The transcript is spliced from 3 exons. NCBI's taxonomy places the organism in Eukaryota, Viridiplantae, Streptophyta, Magnoliopsida, Solanales, Convolvulaceae. The coding region runs from base 81 to 866 and encodes 261 amino acids.